AGAGGCACAUAUAAAAAACGAAAGUCAGCGCAAGGGAAACAAGUGCACAUGGUAGAUGAAAGCUGACGGGAAGGCAGCGCGGAAACAUCUCAGAGCACUCUUUGGUGAUAACGGGUGUGUGCAUCGCGUGGUGUCCGAAGGCACAGCAUCAUGAGCCAGUGGAAGCAGAUUCAACAGCUGGAGAUCAGACUCCUGGAGCAGGUGGAUUACCUGUAUGACGAUAACUUCCCCAUGGACAUCAGGCAGGGGCUGGCCAGCUGGAUCGAGUCUCAGGACUGGGACACCGCGGUGAACGACGAGUCGAUGGCUGGCGUGCUCUUCACUAACCUGCUGACCCAGCUGGAGAGGGUGCGCUCGCAGGAGCAGAACUUUCUGCAACGACACAACAUGAAAAUAAUCCAGCAGCAGCUGCAACUGAAAUACGCCACCAAUCCUGCUGUAAUGGCCAGAGUCAUCUCCACCUGUCUCAGGGAAGAGCGCCGUAUUCUCUCCAGUGCCUGCAUGCAAGAACAGGGUCCUCUGGAGAAGUCUUUGCAGAACUCUGUGGCGUUUGAGAGGCAGAAGAACAUGGACAACAGAGUUGGGAUCAUCAGGGGCAGCGUGCAGUUGAUGGACCAGGCUGUGAAAUACAUCGAGGACAUGCAAGAUGACUUUGAUUUCCGCUACAAGACCCUGCAGUCUCGAGAAUCAACUGAUAGAAACUCUGACGUGAUGAAACAGGAAGUAACAAGACUACAGGAAAUGCUAAACCGGCUUGACUUUAAAAGGAAGGAGAUUUUAUCAAAGAUGGACGUUGUGAUCAAAGAGAUUGACGACCUGAUGACCUCUCAGCUCAACCCCGAGCUGCAGGACUGGAAACGAAGGCAGCAGAUUGCUGCCAUCGGGGGUCCUCUGCUCACCGGGCUGGAGCAGCUGCAGAGCUGGUUCACCCUGACUGCCCAGAGCCUUUUCCAGAUCAAGCGUCAGCUGGACAAACUGGGGGAGCUGGUGGUGAAGGUGACCUAUGAGAGCGACCCAAUACCCCUGCAAAAGCCUCAGAUGGAAGAGAGAGUGAAAUAUCUCAUCUACCAUCUCAUCAAGAGCUCAUUUGUGGUGGAGAAGCAGCCAUGUAUGCCCACACAUCCACAGAAACCCCUCAUCAUUAAGACUGGAGUACAGUUCACCACCAAAGUCAGACUCCUGGUUAAACUUCCAGAAGUGGAUUAUCAGCUGAAAGUGAAAACAACAUUUGACAAGGACCUCCCCCCGGGCAGAGUAAGUCGUCAGUUUUUCAUCCUGACCAACAACACUAAAGUUAUGGACAUUGAGGACUACUCAAACGGCUGCCUCUCAGUGGAGUUCAGACAUCUGCAGCUGAAAGAGAAGAAAUAUAUCAACGGCACCAAAGGGAACGAGGGCCUGCUCUCUGUGACAGAAGAACUUCACUCUCUCAGUUUUGAGGCCUGCUUCACGGUGCAGGGCCUCGCCAUCGACCUGGAGACGUGUUCCCUGCCGCUCGUUGUGAUUUCCAAUGUGAGCCAGCUGCCUGGAGGCUGGGCCUCCGUCAUGUGGUACAACCUCCUGACUGAUGAGCCGAGGAACCUGGCUUUCUUUGGGAACCCUCCUCGGGCCAGCUGGAGCCAGCUCUCUGAGGUCCUCAGCUGGCAGUUCUCCACUUUUGCCGGGCGAGGCCUCAACAAAGAGCAGCUCACCAUGCUGGGAGAAAAGCUCUUUGGUCAGCAUGCCUCCUGCAGCGACUAUCAAGUGUCCUGGUCCAAGUUUUCCAAGGAGAAUAUUCCAGGGAAGCCGUUCAGCUUCUGGAUGUGGCUCGACUCGAUCCUGGAGCUCAUCAAGAAGCACCUGCUGCCGGUCUGGAAUGAGAACUACAUCAUGGGAUUUGUGAGUAAAGAGAUGGAGCGAGCCUUGUUGAAGGACAAAGAGCCAGGCACGUUCCUGUUACGCUUCAGCGAGAGCCACCUCGGCGGAAUCACCUUCACCUGGGUGGAGCACGGCGAUAACGGUGAGGUGAAGUUUAACUCUGUGGAGCCUUACACUAAAAACCGGCUCAGCGCGCUCCCGUUCGCCGACAUCAUUCGAGACUACAAAGUGAUCUCAGACGGGGUUGUCCCCGAAAACCCACUCAAGUUCCUCUACCCCGACAUCCCCAAAGACGAGGCCUUCGGGCGGCUUUACAACAGCCAGCCCAGCAAAGUGCAUCCUUACAUCCCAUCAACCCUGAUCCCCAUCUCAGAAAUGCGCUCCAACGCGAGCACCACCCCGCGGUCGUGUCAGUCUCCGGAGCCCCCGAUGACACCUGGAGAGUUUGACAUGCUCAAUGAGCACCUGUGCUUCGACAUCGACACCAUGAGCUCUCCGUAUUCAGAGUAAAAAGAGGGAAGAAAAAAACAUCUGCAUCUGGAGCUUCUUUGAAUCCUUUGUCAAUAUCGUGACUCCCGUGAGGCUGUUGUUUUUACAGAGUUUGUGGUUAAUGUGUUUUUAAAGCAUAUUUUGCUUUGUUGUCCAUGAAAGAAAAGUUUGUAUCAUGCUGGUUUUGUGCCUUUAAUAUUUUGCAUGUUCAGUCAUGUUUUUCUAUAAGAAAUGAAUUGUAUAUAAAUCAAUCUGAACAUGUUUUGUUUAUGUUUUUUGUAGUUGACAUUAUUUUGAUACUUUAUGUCUGCAUCUGUCUCUUUUACCUGUUUGUUAUUGGCAAAAAAGUUAAAUACACGCAGUGUUUUGAUUCCCUUUGUCUUAAACUCAUUCACACAGUCGCUCAGCUCUCCUGCCCCCUGCUGGUCACCUCACUGAAACAGCACCGAGGUUUUGUGCUUUUAUUUCGAAAGCAGUAGGAAGUGAGACGUCGGCAUGUAACAGCUGCUGCUGCUUGGCGGUUUUUACUUACGGCGUUUCUGGAGAAUCACGUGAUUCUCGGUGAUUGUUGAAGGGUGAGGCUGUAUUUGGGUUCUUGCGGAAGUAAAAAAAAACAACAACAGCAAAAAAACCAACAACAGCAAAAAACACGGCUGAGGUGUCUCAGUGUUGCUGCUGCUGCUCAGAAAUUAUUAUCAUAAAGAAUAAAUCAUUAUUUAUACCAUGUUAUUCAUGAAUCCCCAUUACUCCUAAUCAGAUUAUUUACUGUAUGUGUGAACCUCUGGCCACAGUCAGGUUAUUAUGCAACAGCAUGGCUGAACAUUUUUUUAAAGAAUGUGUUGACUUAAAAAGUACAACUUUGUAUUACAGAAGAUCAAAAAUGCCAAAAUAAAAAGUAAAUCUUGGUGCUUUGACUGACAGGUGUGUUCAGACACAGGCAGGUGUUAAAUGUCUUUUCGGCAUUUCCACUCCUUUGAGUCCCAGAAUUUGACCUCUGGUCUCUGUCUCUGUGAGUUACGCCUGUGUGAGUAAUGGAGGAAACUUGUGAGCUGAAAGCUCAGCUCCCCACCCUCUCAUCCAAAUAUAGUCACUUCUAGUUUAAAGAAAAGUAACAUGGAAGCGGGGGUGGUAGGUGGAGCUACAGCAUUUUUCAGUGAAUGGAUGGGGGUUCAGUGUCUGUUCUUGUCCAGGGAUGUUUCUGCAUGCAGACUGAAGGACCGAGGGAUCAAACCCUGGAUCUUCUGAUUAGUAACGCAGGUGCCAAAAGUAAGACAUUCUGUACUUGAGUAGAAGUACAGAUGCUAGUGUUUUAAACAUAAGCCAAGUACUGAUUCAACUUCUUUACUCAAGUAAAAAAGUAAAAAAGUACUGUCUCUGAUAUUUACUCAAAGUAAGAAUGUAAAAGUAGCUCUUUGGAGGACUUUUCUGCCAGCUGUUUUUGUACAAAGGCAACUGAAUCUUGUGCUGUAUUAAUAAUAAAAUAACAUAGUAGUA
Haplochromis burtoni (Burton's mouthbrooder) is the source of this 3840-nucleotide messenger RNA. RefSeq names its product signal transducer and activator of transcription 4 (gene stat4). The transcript is spliced from 24 exons. Lineage: Eukaryota; Metazoa; Chordata; Actinopteri; Cichliformes; Cichlidae. Gene Ontology annotation, biological process: defense response; cytokine-mediated signaling pathway; regulation of transcription by RNA polymerase II. The record is from RefSeq and is a predicted model, not a curated record. The coding region runs from base 151 to 2367 and encodes 738 amino acids. Gene Ontology annotation, molecular function: RNA polymerase II cis-regulatory region sequence-specific DNA binding; DNA-binding transcription factor activity, RNA polymerase II-specific.